AUGGCCAAGGUUCGAGACGAGUACUGGAUCCCACGACAACGAAGAAUGACUAGACGAGUGAGAAAGAACUGCUUUGGAUGCAAACGGUUCCACGCAACACGACUACCAAACCCCCAACCGGGAAAGUUACCCAAAGACCGAUCGUCAGGCGAGUUACCAUUCCAAGUCGUAGGAGUCGAUUACGCGGGUCCGAUCAGAUAUCGUGCAGGAAACAAGCAAGAACGUAAAGCCUACAUCCUAGUCUACGCCUGCUCCUUGACACGCGCGCUAUACCUCGAGGUGACGAAAACUCUGAGCACGGAAGAAUUCCUUAAUACCUUAAAAAGAUUUAUAGCGAGAAAGGGACGGCCCGAGAAAAUAUAUUCAGACAAUGCGAAGACGUUUGUUGCUGGAGCGAAGUGGCUGAAACGAAUUAUGCAGGACGAGAGAUUCAACGAUGAGUUGGCGAAGAUGGCAAUCAAGUGGCAGUUCAACUUAAGUCGAGCACCUUGGUGGGGUGGGCAGUAUGAAAGAUUGAUAGGUCUUAUCAAACAAGCGCUGUACAAAUCUAUCGGUAACGGUCAUCUUACUUGCACAGAGUUGGAAGAAGUGAUCUUGGACAUUGAGGUGGCUCUGAACAACCGUCCCCUCAGUUAUGUUGAAGAUGAUGCACAACUACCACUGCUGACACCUAACAUCUUACAGUUUGGACGCCCGAACAUCCUUCCAGAGCAAAGGAAUCAACACAUCGAAGAUGACGAUCUGCGGAAACGAGCAAGGUACAUCAAACGGUGCAAAGACGUCCUGUGGAAGAGAUGGUCGUCCGAGUACCUCAAAAGUCUCCGAGAAAGACACAACAUGAAAACCGGCGAGAAGGUGAUACGGUUGAACAUAGGAGAUGUCGUCAUUGUGAAAAGCGAAGAGAAAAAUAGAGGGAAAUGGAGAUUGGGUAUCGUGCAAAGCCUCAUCACGGGUAAGGAUGGAAUCGUGCGAGGAGCGAGACUGCGAGUGGGACAAAAAAAACAUUGA
Molecule: messenger RNA, 1008 nt
Organism: Dendronephthya gigantea
Lineage: Eukaryota; Metazoa; Cnidaria; Anthozoa; Malacalcyonacea; Nephtheidae
Exons: 1
Coding region: 1-1008 (335 amino acids)
Biological process (GO): DNA integration
Molecular function (GO): nucleic acid binding
Source: RefSeq, a predicted model, not a curated record